GCGGCUGGGGCGCCAGAGAGGGUCCUUUCGCUGCUCGGACGCCAUCGCCGGAGCUCCAUCGCUCUUGCAGCUGUUCGUCGCAGAGCCUUCCGUAACCAUGGUGUCCGGUUCAGGUCUCUGCGCCAAGGUGGUCGUGGUCGAUGCUCGCCACCACAUGCUCGGCCGCUUGGCCUCCAUCCUCUCCAAAGAGCUUCUCAAUGGCCAGAAAGUCGUUGUUGUUCGUUCUGAGGAAAUCUGCCUGUCCGGUGGCCUCGUGAGGCAGAAGAUGAAGUACUUGAGGUUUUUGAGGAAGAGGAUGAACACUAAGCCUAGCAAGGGCCCCAUCCAUUUCCGGUCCCCAGCACGUAUCUUGUGGAGGACCAUCCGCGGAAUGAUCCCUCACAAGACCAAGAGGGGUGCUGCUGCUCUUGAGCGCUUGAAGGCCUUUGAAGGAGUCCCUGCACCGUAUGACAAGAUGAAAAGAAUGGUUAUCCCCGAUGCUCUCAAGGUGUUGAGGCUGCAGCCUGGCCACAAAUUCUGUUUGUUGGGACGCUUGUCAGAGGAGGUCGGAUGGCAUCAUUACGACACCAUCAAGGAGUUGGAGGAGAAGAGGAAAGCCAAGUCUAAAGUGUUUUACGAGCGCAAGAAGCAGCUUAUCCAGUUGCGCCUCAAGGCCACCAAGCGUGUGGAGGAGCAGCUCAGUUCCCUUCAAGAAACAUUGGCACCCAUCACUUACACCUCUUAAAUUUCUGCAUGAUGAAUCUUGUUCCUACCCCUGCCUCAUUGUGGCUACUAAAUCGCAUGGUCGCAGCUUUGAUGGGAAUAAGAUUGAGUUGAUACAUUCUUAUUCAGAAUAUCUGUCAAUGAAUGGUACUUUUGGUUGAGAUGUACACAAACUGUCAAUUACGAAACUUUUGGUACAUGAACUUCUCA
Physcomitrium patens is the source of this 912-nucleotide messenger RNA. RefSeq names its product large ribosomal subunit protein uL13. Gene Ontology annotation, cellular component: ribosome; cytosolic large ribosomal subunit. Gene Ontology annotation, molecular function: structural constituent of ribosome; mRNA binding. Gene Ontology annotation, biological process: negative regulation of translation; translation. Lineage: Eukaryota; Viridiplantae; Streptophyta; Bryopsida; Funariales; Funariaceae. The record is from RefSeq and is a predicted model, not a curated record.